Messenger RNA from Ordospora pajunii, 759 nucleotides. RefSeq lists its product as uncharacterized. Gene Ontology annotation, molecular function: pre-mRNA 3'-splice site binding; metal ion binding. Lineage: Eukaryota; Fungi; Microsporidia; Ordosporidae. Gene Ontology annotation, cellular component: U2AF complex; spliceosomal complex. The transcript has a single exon. The record is from RefSeq and is a predicted model, not a curated record. The coding region runs from base 1 to 759 and encodes 252 amino acids. Gene Ontology annotation, biological process: mRNA splicing, via spliceosome.
AUGUCUCUAAGCAAGGAAGAGACAUGCAUGUUCUACUUAAAAACAAACGGAUGCAAGUAUGGCCCAGAAUGCACAAAGAUGCACAGCAUUCCAUCAAGUAGCAAGGUUGUUGUUGUAAAGAACAUGUAUAUGUAUCCGAAAAAUGACUUUGCAUCUACCCUAAGCGCAAAUUCAUUGCAGAUCCAUUUUGAUCUGUUUUACGAGGAUUGGCUUUCCGAAGUGUCAAUAGAAUAUGGGCCAGUAAAAAGACUUGUGGUUGCAUCAAACAGGUGCGCACAUCUGCAGGGAAACAUAUACAUAGAAUUCUAUGAGGAACACAGUGCACUGAAAUGCGCAAGAAUGAUCUCAAAGAGAUAUUACGAUGGCAAGAGAAUUACUUCAGAGCUUGGAUGCUCCAGCAGAAUAAGUGAUGGAGUGUGUUCUGAGAAUAGCAGAGGAUGCUGCAGUAAGGAGGAGCAGUGUGGAUUCAUUCAUGCAAUAAAUCCAAGCCCAGAUGUUGAAAGAGAGCUUUUCGAUGCCCAGGAUCUUCUAUAUGCAGAAAACAGAUAUCAAGGCAUGGCAUUCGAAAGACAAAGCAAGCAUACUGCAUGCACUCAAGAUAAUAAAAGAAAUCACAGUAUAUAUCCAAAUGAAUGCUACGAGGGCAAGCAUAGCAGAAAUAUACAAGAUGAAGUAGCCAAGAGAGUCAAAUAUAGUACAAAUAGGAAUUACAGCAGAAAUAAGGAGAUGCAACAAAAGCAAUCCAACUAUAAAUACUAA